This is a messenger RNA of Danio aesculapii, 1498 nucleotides long. RefSeq names its product leukotriene B4 receptor 1-like. The transcript has a single exon. Gene Ontology annotation, cellular component: membrane. Gene Ontology annotation, molecular function: G protein-coupled receptor activity. The record is from RefSeq and is a predicted model, not a curated record. The coding region runs from base 14 to 985 and encodes 323 amino acids. NCBI's taxonomy places the organism in Eukaryota, Metazoa, Chordata, Actinopteri, Cypriniformes, Danionidae. Gene Ontology annotation, biological process: G protein-coupled receptor signaling pathway; immune response.
ACUAGUGGAUGUCAUGCAGAAUCACAGUGACUUGAGCUCUGACAGCUGGUCCACAGCGGAUGUCAUGCAGAAUCACAGUGGCUUGAGCUCCGACAGCUGGUCCACAGCUAACCUGGUCACCAGUGGUCUGAUGGGUCUCUGCUUCGUGGUUGGAGUUCCCGGUAAUAUUGCAGUCAUUCUUUUUAUAGUUUUCCAUAUGAAAAAAAAUAAUUUCACUGUUCAUCUGAUGCUGAACCUGGCAGCUGCAGACAUCUUGUGUUUGAUUACCCUGCCUGGGUGGAUCUACAGUCAGCUAAUGGACUUUGAUAAAACAGCCUGUAAGCUCUUCACAACACUGGUCUACUGGAGUAUGUACUCAAGUCUGAUGACCGUAACUGUGCUCAGCGUGUAUCGCUGUUUGCGGAUUCGUCGUCCACAGAUGUUGUCCAGAAUGACCAAGAGAAAAGAACAAGUGCUGCUGCUCACCAUCUGGAUUCUGGCAUUGGUUUUUUCUUGUCCCGGUGUUUUUACACAGGAGAUCAUUCCAUAUGAAUCCAAAAUGGAGUGCGAAAGAAACCUGGAUACAAAAACGAAGCUUAUUUUUGCCACGCUGGAGUCACUGUUUGGAUUUUUUCUACCUCUAACAAUCAUGGUGACUUCAUAUUGUUGCUUACAUAAGAUGGCCACACAAGGAUCGUUUAAACACAGUCGGCGAUUGACCAAACUGGUGACUCGUAUUGUCAUAGUGUUCUUCAUUUUUUGGGCUCCGCACCACUUAAUUAAACUAGAGGAAAUAUUUGCUAAAUUUUCAGGAUCGGACCCAUUUUUGUCUCCCAUUGCUGAAAUUGUUGGGUGCCUUACGUUGAUCAACAGCUGCGUGAAUCCAUUCAUCUAUGCUUUUUCCUCAAAGAGUUUAAAACAAAAGAAAGAGCACAUUGGAAACGAAGGAUCGCAACAUCUGAAUCAUAUAGCUGUGAACAACACAUCUGUACAGACUGACACUUGAAUAUGGACCGAAUAAUUAUGCAAUAAAAUAGUUAAUUUGCAUAGUUAACUGGACAAUGAAAUGUUUUUAAUACAUUUUCAGUAGUGAUGCUUAAAUGGACAAUUCAUCCAAAAUGGCAAAUUUGCCAAAUACAGUAUACUUGACAUAUCAGUAGAUAAGUAGUCAACAGCUACCGGUGCCUAUAGAUCCAAAAAAUGGGAAAAAAGUUUGAUGACAUUGGUGGAUUUAAUGCAGUACUCAUCCCAGUGUUAAUGGUGUUUUUAGGUACUGGGGAAGGAGUGAUGGCAUUAGCAUUUAGUACUUUUGACGUGAAUCUACAGUUUAAAUGACAGUACAGUAUAACAAUAAUGUGUGCAAUAAUGCUGUAAAUAUUCUAAUUUUAAUAUCAGCUAUACUGUCUCAAGUACAGAAACAUUAGCUGGGAACUGAUCAGCUUGUUCCUGUGUGCUUCCUCAUCACAUGAUGUAUUCUUCACAAGAUUAUGACUAAUACAGUUGUUUUAUUAUUGAAUAA